UAUUGUGUGCUUUUGAUUGUUUCAAUUCAUUUUAUAUAGUUUCUCAAUAUGCGAAAAUUUAUUCUUAUUAGAACUUAUAAUGAUGAAGAUGAAUCGGUUUGCAUAGAAUUACUUAAAGCUAGUGUAAUGUAUACGCUAAAUUAUACAUUUAUUAGAAUUUUAUUAGGAAUAAAUAUUAUGCGUGUAGUAUAUCUUGCAACUAUAGUGUUAAUGUUAAUACUCAUGCGUACAGGAUUACCUUUGGUUUAUUCUAGUAUGGUUAUAUUUAUACCAAUAAUUAUAUUAUAUAUUUCAUUAUAUGCAAAGUUUUUGUAUGAUGCUAGACUUGUUGGAUAUGAAGUAUAUGAGAUUCCACGGAUUUUCACGACCGAUGGUUCAUCAUGUUUUUGGGUAGCGGAAGCAUAUGAAGAUCUUUCAUUAAUUGAUCAGGAACAACAACAACAAUAUAUAUUCAUGACAGAGGAAAACUUGAAUGAAUGUACUUUUGAUGUAUCUGAACUUAAUAAAAAAAUUGUAGGUAUUAUGUCAGUAUGUAAAAGCAAUUGCGAACCAAGAGGUGCUUUGAUAAAAAGAUUAUAUGUGCAGACAAAGUAUAGAAGGAAAGGUAUCGGAAGUCAAUUUAUGAAUACAGCUAUGUAUUUUGCUGAAGAACAUGGAUUUGAAUGUGUUAAAGCGAUUAUUAAUGAAUUUCAAAAAGUUCUUAUAGAUUUUUAUGACGCUAAAGAUUUCGAUUUAAGAAUUGUAUUUCGUCAAUCACUUUUAUUAUCAAUUAUGACGUACAAAUAUAUAUAUAAGACAAGGCAUUUCAUUUCAAAUAAUUAGAAAUU
Vespa velutina is the source of this 827-nucleotide messenger RNA. RefSeq lists its product as uncharacterized. Bases 49 to 822 code for a protein of 257 amino acids. The record is from RefSeq and is a predicted model, not a curated record. Gene Ontology annotation, molecular function: N-acetyltransferase activity. The transcript is spliced from 2 exons. NCBI's taxonomy places the organism in Eukaryota, Metazoa, Arthropoda, Insecta, Hymenoptera, Vespidae.